GUGAGAUGGUGACCAAGCAGCCUCUGAUCAGGAGUAUGAGGACGGUAAAGAGAGAGACGCUGAAGCUGAUCUCAGGCUGGGUCAGUCGCUCCAACGACCCCCAGAUGGUGGCAGAGAACUUCGUGCCCCCCCUGCUGGAGGCGGUGCUCAUCGACUAUCAGAGGAACGUCCCGGCUGCGCGGGAGCCCGAGGUCCUCAGCACCAUGGCAACCAUCGUCAACAAGCUCGGAGUCCACAUCACGGGAGAAAUCCCCAAAAUCUUUGAUGCAGUCUUCGAGUGCACUUUGAACAUGAUCAACAAGGACUUUGAAGAAUUCCCAGAACACAGAACCCAUUUCUUCUACCUCCUUCAAGCCGCCACCUCCCAGUGCUUCCCGGCCUUCCUGUCGAUCGCUCCGGCACAGUUCAAACUCAUCCUCGACUCCAUCAUCUGGGCCUUCAAGCACACGAUGAGGAAUGUGGCCGACACAGGUCUGCAGAUCCUGUACACUCUCCUGCAGAAUGUGUCUGCAGAGGAGGCCGCAGCUCAGAGCUUCUACCAGACGUACUUCUGCGACAUCCUGCAGCACAUCUUCUCUGUGGUCACCGACACUUCUCACACCGCAGGGCUGACCAUGCACGCCACCAUCUUGGCCUACAUGUUUAACCUGGUGGAGGAGGGGAAGGUCAGCGUGGCUCUGAGCGCAGCCAGUCCGGCCAACAACCAGGCGCACAUCCAGGAGUACAUCGCCAACCUGCUGAAGACGGCGUUCCCCCACCUGCAAGAGUAA
This is a messenger RNA of Plectropomus leopardus (leopard coralgrouper), 770 nucleotides long. NCBI's taxonomy places the organism in Eukaryota, Metazoa, Chordata, Actinopteri, Perciformes, Serranidae. The record is from RefSeq and is a predicted model, not a curated record.